UCGUCUUUGCCCUCCUGCAUCUCUCCCAGACGGAAAGAAAAGAAGAAUCCUUUGAGGGUUUCAUAUCAGUUCCAUCGGAGUCUCACUUGAAGCUCGCAAGAGGCAUAUACCAAAUGUCCUUCUACGUCGCACCAGGCCAACAGCGCACUCUCCGCGCUUGCAUGGUCUGCUCUCUCGUCCAACUCCACAACAAAUUCAUGCGCGAGGGCUGCCCCAACUGCGAUCACGUCCUCGGCCUCCGUGGCAGCAACGACGCCAUUCAAGAAUGCACAUCACAAGUCUUCGAAGGGCUGAUUACCCUGAGCGAUCCGACUACGAGCUGGGUUGCACGGUGGCAGAGAUUAGAUGGAUACGUUCCGGGAACAUAUGCGGUUAAAGUGACAGGGACGCUCCCCGAUGAGAUUAUCGGGAGUCUGGAGGAUUCCGGCAUCAAAUACAUUCCGAGAGACGGAAGUUCUAUCGAAGAAGAAAGCUAAGCUUUCCAAACCACCUGUACUUGUAUCGUCUUCGACUUUCAUUAUUUAAACCAGGGAUAAGAAAAAGAUGGAAAGGCCGACAGAGGAUGGGGUUUGCCCGUUACCAAAUAGCAGAAUCUUUCGCAAGCCGAUUCGUUUUUGUUUACCUGCCUGCCUGCCUCCGUCUCGGUCUAAGUUUGCGGAAAUAUCCAUGGAGUUUUUGAGUUGGUUGGAUGGGAUGCAUACUUGCAUGGCUUGAUUUCGAUCAUUUCUUUUUCACCUGCUGUUUCCCUUUAUAUGUACUCUGUAAUAUGCAUGAUAUGACUCAAUGAUACCUAGGAAGGACUGCCGACAUUUAAAAACACGUUUGUUUUGAUAUUCGAAUAUCCUCCGUCAACAACAGA
Monascus purpureus is the source of this 859-nucleotide messenger RNA. The record is from the annotation of a GenBank genome assembly. NCBI's taxonomy places the organism in Eukaryota, Fungi, Ascomycota, Eurotiomycetes, Eurotiales, Aspergillaceae.